ACGCACAAUAUGUUGAUAUUAUCCUAUGCUUUGUGGUCCACCAAAAUUCCAUCGUCUCAUAUUUUCCCAUCUUUGCCUAGUUGGACAUCGACAGAACCGAUUUGACCAAGAAGCGCGACUACGUUUUAAAAAGCCAAGGACAUCAUAAAAUUCCCGACCGGUGAGCGCAUUGGCUACUUAUCGUUGCAUACACAGAGUUAAUUUGUCGGUUUGCAGCUUUUAUCGACAUGUUUCAGAUGACAUGAUAGAAAUCUUCGUCACGAGUGUUACGAAUCUUAUGUAAGGUCUUGUACGUCAUGUCAGGGCUCCUCACAUGACCAGUAUGUUCCUGUCGACUCUUGUGUGUACACAUUGAGGGUCCAAUGAAAACAAACUAGCUUGGAUGCUAGAUACGCAGUAUAAAAAAUUCCGUCGAUCAGGCAUGUCCUGUUUGGCAAAAGUCAUUGCUGGACGCUUCUGACGCUACCCGAGCACAAAUCAAGAAAAUUAUUUCGACCGAUUAGCUCACCUCGUUGUGAGAUCCGAGACGAGCUGCAGCAGCGAAGGGUGCAAGAAGCUUGGAAACCUGAUGGAUUUGAGAUCAUGCAAAACACUACUGUUGUCCACAAGUUGGAGCGACCAAGAAGUCGCUGAGGUCCAUGGAUUUUCAGGAUUAAACACACUUUUGAUGGUGUUAUAUCAAGCGGUAAGGAAGCAUCAACAGGCAAUGAGCUCACUUGAAGCCAUUAGCUCCAACCUGUAAACUUAUAAUACAUGAACAACAGUGCUGCCGAGGUCUCAGAUUAUUUAUUUUCUAUUCAACAGCCCUUACCUCUGUCAGAACCAUCAUCAAUAUCUUCGAUAACAAAUUUAAUUCUUAGCUCUUGUCGAAUCAAAUUCUGUCCGGCACCUAAAUAUGAUAGCGGGUUCGCUCGCUUGCGUAGACGCCAAGAACAGCUCGCUGACGAAUAGAUGGGGCCACAGUCGCGUGCAUUAUAUUAUGAUCUUAUCAAAAUUUUUGGUCGUCCACGAUCUUCUUAACUUUAAAAGUAUGACCACAUCGAAAUGAACAGGUCGAAUAGCAAUCGAAAGAUGCUGUUACUUUGUGGAAUCGUCAGUUCAUCACGCAGCAUAGGCUCAAUACUUGUGGCUCAUAAGAUUAAUUCUAUUUUCAAGCUGCCGCGUAAAUCCAUGUAUGAGGGCCUGUUCGAGAACUUCACGGCGCAAAUCAAACAGAUCUGCUACUCCGACAUCAAUGCUGACUUGAUUUUAUUACCGUCUGCGAAAGGCUUUGAUCUGUCAGCCAUCGUCAUACUAUGUUUUCCGCCAUGGAGUAAAGUUUUCUAUUAUCAUAGCUGAUGUUAUAUAAACUCAAACAAAGCUGAAUUUGAAAUGUGGGCGACUCAUCAGCCCCUUCCUCGAUGAGAUGUAAUCAGUGUGCGUUGUCAACUACAUCAAGCAUGGGCAGACACUCCGUCGUUUGUUUUUUUUAAGGUGAUCACUGACAUGAGUAUGCGAUGGCGACAAUCAGAAUAGAAAAAUUUGCAGCCACAAAUUCUGGAGGCAUACCUGCCAACACCAUGAUUGAUCACGAUGUCAAAGAAAGCGAAUGUGCAUUGUUGCGGAACAAUUACCAGUAUACGAUCGACAUCAAUGCUGAAGUAGCUAGAAGGAUUCUAAAUUUGUCGAUGACACAAAACAUGUUUUGUAAAGCUUACAAUCCCGAUGCCUUAUGGGUAUAUUUGAAGUACGCUUGCCUCUCGAAACCAAAAUACCAUCCAACGUUGACCGUCUGCACAAUAAAUGUUGAUGGUCUCCUUCACCAACUGUUGAUCUAGUGAUGGAUUUGCUUGAUGAGAAUCUAUCUUGACAAUAAUAGUAAUUCAUCAUUGACGACCCCCUCGCUACAAGUUCAUGAAGUUUACGAAUAAAUAAUCUCGUUACUAUUGCGUGAUAAACAUUCUCGACGAUAAAUCUCAUUUUUUUAAAACGAAA
Messenger RNA from Plasmopara halstedii, 1974 nucleotides. RefSeq lists its product as uncharacterized. The coding region runs from base 1497 to 1817 and encodes 106 amino acids. NCBI's taxonomy places the organism in Eukaryota, Oomycota, Peronosporomycetes, Peronosporales, Peronosporaceae. The transcript has a single exon. The record is from RefSeq and is a predicted model, not a curated record.